AGCACAAGCCCUGCGUGUGAGCUUUGACGUUGACGAUCGGUAUGGAGGAUCAGAAGUGCUUCAUCUGCUGGGGCGGCUCGGCGGAGGGCAUACUGGAAAAGCCGUGCAAGUGCCGCAUCGCACAUCGGGAAUGCCUUGAGAAGUGGCGUACCAUUAGUAAGCCAGCGAGUGAGAAUGGAUGGAUGGAUGCAUCAUGGAACCGUGGCUUCAUUCGUGUGUUCUCUCUCUCAGGCCAAGAUCCGACCCGCUGUGAGAUCUGCAGGAGGUACAUGAGCGGCGCGUCGGACAGCAUCACAGCCAUCCAUCCAUCCAUCUGCACCGAACGACCGACUUCAUUCUCUGUGUUCAUUGCGUGUCCGCACUGCAGCGUGUACCCGACGGUCGCCCCGCUGGCCGCGACGCUCCCGUCGCUGCGGGACCUGUGGGACUUCGUCUUCUUCCGCCUCAUGGUUCCCAUCUACUGCGCGACCAUGCUGCUGACAUACGCGAAGGGCUUCAUGGACGGCGAGCGGAUGGCCACCGGCCACCCCGUCUGCGUCGACCCGGUCUGGAUGUGCAGCUUCUGGAUGCAGCACCCUGACCCGUACUUCCGCUCGGGCGGGGCGAAGGUCUGCCUUGGCUUCCCUUACGACGCCUUCCGGGCAGCAUACGGCGAAUACGGUGCAGCAUACGGCGAAUACGGCCUCAAGUUCAUCGACGCAACGAAACAUGCGCUGAGUCGCUUUUUGAUGGCGCAGGCCUUGCCAGUAUGUGCGGGGACACCAUGCAGUCGACCGACCACAGAUGAACAGCACACCAAUCAUAUCGCCUGUGUAUUUCCUCUCUUGCCCCUCUCUCUCUUUGCAGGAGCUUGUCGUCCUCUUCGCGUCGCCGUUUUUGUUCAAGCCCCCCGCCGACGUCGCCCCCCAGCUGCCCAAUCCCAUCUACGGCAUCAUGACUAUCCGCAAGCUGCUUCACACCAUUCCACCCGUCUUUGGCUGGCGAUUCAUUGUCUGGCUCGCCUUCAAUGGCUACUAUGCUGGGAUCAGUCUGCAGAUGGCAGCCGACUUCCCAAGUCAGUGUGUGCACCGAACACCCGCCUCACCUCAGCAGUGGAUGUGCAAUCAAUGGCGUGUGUGCGUGUGUGUGACCGAAGCGGUGCCAGCCAUUCCUCGGUCACCAUUCCAGCUGUUUAUGACAGAGGCGCUCGAUGGCUUUUAGCGAUAGACGACAGACAGAGCUAGAUAGGAGGAGCGAUGCCUGGCUGUCUGACUGUCUGUCUGUCUUGUGUGCUGUAUUUGUGUGUUAUGUCUUGUGUGUCGUGUGUGGUCUGACUGACAUGCCCUCACUACGUCUAAGACAAG
Messenger RNA from Vitrella brassicaformis, 1343 nucleotides. The record is from the annotation of a GenBank genome assembly. NCBI's taxonomy places the organism in Eukaryota, Vitrellaceae.